UCUUAACUGAACUGAGAGCUAGAUUCAGCUUCCACCAGUUGAGCCACCAUUUUCUGUUAACGGUUGUCACACAACCGUCUUCACGCAUUCUUCACAAAAAUCUAAAUCCAAAUUCUAUUCCAAAUCCAAAUCCCCCUGUUUCUUCUCAACAACUCCCAUCAUUUUUAUUUUUUCCUCGUAUUCAUGAACACUGAAUCCACUUCAGAUUCAUGAAGACAUAUAAAGGAAUGCAGCGGCAGCAGAAACAACAACGCUUCACCAACCCCUUCACCCUUGUCACCGAUGAAAUCAUCUUUGCAAUCCUCGAUUUUCUCGGCCACGACCCAUUUUCCAGGAAAUCCUUCUCGCUGGUCUGCAAGUCCUUCUACUCCGUCGAAUCUCGCCACCGCAAAACCCUCAAGCCUCUCCGCUCCGAUUUACUCCGUCGGAUUCUCCUCCGUUACCCCGUUGUCGACCAUCUCGACCUCUCUCUCUGUCCUCUCAAUGAGGGCGAUUCGUGGGAUGUGAUAUUGUCGCUGUGUAAGUCAACUCUGCGGUCUAUUAAGCUUUCUCCAUCGAUGUUUUUCGCGAAUGUGGGGUUCUCAAAGUUGGUGAUGAACUGCUCGGCUCUGGUUGAGAUUGAUUUGUCUAAUGCAACUGAAUUUACGGACUCCGGGGCUGCAGCGAUCGCCGAGGCGAAGAAUUUGGAGAGGUUGUGGUUAGUGAGGUGUAAGCUGGUUUCGGAUAUUGGGAUUGGGUGUAUAGCAGUUGGGUGUAGGAAGCUGAGAUUGAUUAACUUGAAGUGGUGUUUACGUGUUAGUGAUUUGGGCGUUGGUUUGAUCGCUAUGAAGUGCAAGGAGAUCCGUUGUUUGGAUCUCUCUUACUUACCGAUCACAAAGAAAUGUCUUCCAUCUGUCCUGCAACUUCAACAUCUUGAAGAUUUGGUUCUUGUAGGAUGCUUUCAUAUCGAUCUUGAUGGCCUCACAAACCUAAAACAAGGUUGCAAGUCACUUGAGGUGCUUAAUAUGUCAAAUUGUCCUUGUAUCAGUCAUUAUGGACUGUCCUUUAUAACUAAUGGUGCUGAAUGCCUAAGGCAGUUUAACAUAUCAUAUGGUCCUCCUGUCACAUUUGAUCUAGCAAAAUGUUUGCAGUAUUUUUCGAAUCUGCAAUCUAUUAGAUUAGAUGGUUGCAUUGUUACAUGUUCUGGGAUGAAGGCCAUUGGAAAUUGGUGUGCAUCUCUCAAGGAGCUGAGCCUAAGUAAGUGCUCAGGAGUGACAGAUGAGGGUCUCUCCUUGAUUGUACAGGGACACCAAGAAUUGAGGAAGCUGGACAUCACAUGCUGUCGCAAGAUAACUCAAGUCUCUAUAAACAGCAUAACAAAUUCUUGCACCUGCCUCACUUCCCUUAGGAUGGAGUCAUGUAGCCUGGUUCAGAGUGAAGCUUUUGUGUUGAUUGGACAGUGUUGUCAAUUCUUGGAGGAACUGGAUGUCACAGAUAAUGAAAUUGACGAUGAGGGUUUGAAGUCCAUUGCAAGGUGUUCCAAACUUUCUAGUUUAAAACUAGGGAUUUGCCUAAAAAUAACUGAUGAUGGAAUCGCCCAUGUUGGAACUGGUUGUCCAAAGCUUACCGAGAUUGAUUUGUACAGGUGCAUUUGUAUAACCGAUGUGGGCAUUGAAGCAAUUGCUCAUGGUUGUCCUGAUCUGGAGAUGAUAAACACAGCUUAUUGUGAUAAAGUUACAGAUGCAUCUUUAGAAUCAUUGUCAAAAUGUUUGAGGUUGAAAGCACUAGAAAUUCGAGGAUGCCCUGGUGUCUCAUCAGUUGGUUUAUCAGCCAUUGCUCUGGGAUGUAGGCAGCUUACGGUGCUUGACAUAAAAAAAUGUCAUCAUAUUAAUGAUGUUGGAAUGCUUCCACUUGCUCAAUUUUCUCAAAAUCUCAAGCAGAUCAACUUCUCAUAUUGUUCUGUGACGGAUGUGGGGCUCCUGGCCCUGGCCAGCAUUAGCUCCCUACAGAACAUAACUAUCCUGCACUUGACAGGAUUGACUUCAAAUGGCCUGGCAGCUGCUCUGUUGGCAUGCAGAGGACUAAUGAAAGUGAAGCUUCACAGAUUUUUUAAGCGACUGCUCCCCCAUUCCCUUCUUGAUCACAUGCAAUCCCGCGGUUGUGUGUUUCAAUGGAGGGACAAAGCCACCACACAGGUGGAAACAGACCCCAUGGAAUGGAAGCUGCAUCUAGGAUGAUGGGCAAUUACAGUUCCUGAAGCCCCCCAUCUCAGGAAACAGAGAUACUGUACCCCUGUGAUGCUGCAGACAAGACCGGCUUGGCCAAAAAGUUGGCCAAGAGUUUCAGUUUCGAUGGAAAUUCUAACUAAUGGAGACUGAAUCAGGUUUGCCUCUGCUUCUACUACAAGCAUGAUAGGGACAUCCUUGUUUGGUUUUAAGCUUCAGUUGCAGCCCCCCACCUCUGACCUCUUAAACUAGAUCAUAAAAGAGUGAACCAAAAAACAAAACAAAAAU
Molecule: messenger RNA, 2492 nt
Organism: Vitis riparia (riverbank grape)
Lineage: Eukaryota; Viridiplantae; Streptophyta; Magnoliopsida; Vitales; Vitaceae
Product: F-box/LRR-repeat protein 3-like
Exons: 9
Coding region: 210-2216 (668 amino acids)
Biological process (GO): SCF-dependent proteasomal ubiquitin-dependent protein catabolic process
Cellular component (GO): SCF ubiquitin ligase complex
Molecular function (GO): protein binding
Source: RefSeq, a predicted model, not a curated record